GACUCAGUGAGAAAUUGCAGACAUGAGCUGGCCUGUUGUGAGACUGUGUACUGGGGCAUCCAUGCCACUGUUAGGUCUGGGCACAUGGAAGGCUCGAGAGAAUGAUUGCUACCAAGCAGUAAAGACAGCCCUUGGCUUGGGCUAUCGCCACAUCGACACUGCAGAACUUUAUCAGAACGAGAAGGAGAUCGGAAAAGCUCUGAAGGAGAACUUUGCCACUGGGUUAAAAAGGGAGGAACUGUUUAUAACAUCCAAGUUGUGGAGCACUCGACACCACCCAGAUGACGUGCUCCCAGCCUGUCAGAGGAGCCUAACCGACCUGGGACUAGACUAUCUGGACCUGUACCUCAUGCACUUUCCUGCAGCCAGGGCUAGAGGAGACAACUUUUUCCCGUCAGAUGGCAAGGGAAAGGCGGCCAUGAUGGACAUCCACUUCAUGGAAACUUGGAAGGCGAUGGAGAAUCUGGUGGAUGCAGGCCUGGUGAAGGCCAUUGGUGUGUCCAACUUCAACAUCUCACAGAUGGAGGAGGUUCUGACCAAUGGGAGAAUCAAACCAGCUGUCAAUCAAGUGGAGAGUCACCCGUAUCUUGGUUGCCAUCGGUUACUGGAAUGCUGCACAGCUAAAGAUGUCGUGAUGACAGCCUACUGUCCAUUAGCAAGGCCAGGAUCCCAGGAGGCAAAAGAUUUUGGAGUGGACUCCCUGCUGCAAGACCCAGCAAUAGUGGAGAUCAGUCAGAAACAUGGGAAGACAACGGCUCAGGUGUGCAUUAAGUGGCAGAUACAGAGGAACGUGGUUGUGAUCCCGAAGAGCGUCACACCUGCACGGAUCCAAGAGAAUUCUCAGCUGUUUGACUUUGAGUUGAGUGAAGAUGAAAUGUCCGCUAUCUACAAGCUAGACAGGAAUGGACGACUGCUUUUUUUCCCAGCGUGUAAAGGUCACCCACUCUAUCCCUUCAAUGGAGAAUUCUAAGCUGUCUGCUGAGAGACUGUGUUUUCAGUACCAAGGACAGAGCUCAGUGCAGGGACAACAACCAUCCAGUCUUUUACAAACAGUAUACAAGCUUGACAAUUGAAAAUAAUAUGUGCUUUCUGUCAGUGAAAUGUACAAAAUGAGCUACUAAGUAUCUCUCUUAUUUGAUUAAUGUUUGCUAUCAUAAAAUGAUGUCAUGGUAACUAUUUCAGUAAUUUUUAAUCAGCUUGCUCAAUAGACAGCCAAAAGGCCACUUCUGGAAACUGUAUUUGCCUGGAUUCUUUUCAUGUUGGACUGAAUGUCUGGAAAUAGGAUAUUUUUCAAUAAUUAUGUAAAUCAUGAGGUAUGAGAAUUAUAAUCUAUUAUGUUACAAUAUGAAGUGUCACAAUAUAGAGUGAUCUUUCAUAUAUAACUGUGUUAUUCCGAAAGAUUAUAUGAUUGUAAAGCUGCUAAACACAGAAACAGAAUCAUUGUCUUAUUGAGAAAUUCUUACAUCACGACGUCUUUCAUUGUGGACAAAAUAAAGUUUUACU
Branchiostoma belcheri (Belcher's lancelet) is the source of this 1503-nucleotide messenger RNA. RefSeq names its product aldose reductase-like. Bases 23 to 970 code for a protein of 315 amino acids. Lineage: Eukaryota; Metazoa; Chordata; Leptocardii; Amphioxiformes; Branchiostomatidae. Gene Ontology annotation, molecular function: aldose reductase (NADPH) activity. The transcript has 10 exons. The record is from RefSeq and is a predicted model, not a curated record. Gene Ontology annotation, cellular component: cytosol.